GACUUCAAAAGAGCGUUCCGACACAAAAACAAGAGAACCGGGGGGGUGCGCACGUUAACAACCCCGGGUGCGCAGGUUAAGGAUCCCAGAGAUACAUCAGGAAGCAGAACUCUCUCAGUUUUCAGUCACAGGCCAUUUACUAGGGUUUCUCUCUCUAUCCCUCUCACUCUCUCUCUCUAUCUGUUUUUUCAUUUCAUUGGAUUCCCUUCCAUGGAAUCGGAAACCCUAGAAGAUAAAAAACCAGAGAAAGAAGAAGGAGAAGAGAACGGAGCUUCGGCUGCUGCGAAAAUGGAAGAGGAAGGAGAAUCGAAGGAGGAGAAAGGAGGAGAAGGGGACGAUGACAAGGAGAAGGUUGAGAAGCAGCAGAAGAAGGUCGAAGGAGGCGGUGGUAAAAAGAGAGGGAGGAAGAAAGGGGAAGUAUUGAAGAGAUCGGAGGGAGAAGAGGGAGAGAAGAAGGUCAGGAAGAGGAGAGCGUCGGGAUCCGUCGAGCCGGCUACGCCUUUGGAGAGGCCAGCGCGGGAUAGGAAGCGGGUUGAGAGGUAUUCAGCGUCAGUUGAGAAGGGUUCAUCUGCUGGGAAGGCCUUGUCUAUCAAGAAGGGCCGCGGAAUGCAGCUCAAAGACAUCCCGAAUGUGGCCUUCAAGUUUUCAAAGAGAAAAGCUGAUGACAGCCUACAGAUGCUCCACACAAUUCUUUUUGGAAAGAGAUCAACUAAAUAUCACAUGAAGAGAAAUAUAUCCCAGUUUUCUGGUUUUGUGUGGGAUGAGGAUGAGGAAAAACAGAGGGCAAAAAUUAAGGAAAAACUCGAUAAAUGCGUGAAGGAUAAAUUAUUGGAUUUUUGUGAUUUGCUCGAUAUUCCUGUUAACAAAGCGACUACAAAGAAGGAAGAGCUCUCGGUAAAAUUAUUAGAAUUUUUGGAAUCUCCUCAUGCUACAACGGAAGUCUUAUUGGCAGAGAAAGAGCAGAAACGUAAAAAGCGUAAGAGGAAUGCCAAAGGAGAGGCAGUUGUAGAAACACCAGCCAAGAAGCCAAAAAAGAGCCAUGAAGUCUCUGAAGUGAAAAAGGGGCGGAAGAGCUCUUCCAAGUCCAGUGAAAAAGUUGAGGAUGAAGAUGAAGGUGAGCCUGAAGGCACCAAAAGUGCUUAUUCUGAUGAUGGUGAAGAAGAAGAAAAUGCUGUGGAGGAAGAGAGUGAAAGUGUGAAGGAUGAAUCUUCAGAAGAUGAAGACGAACAAGAGCCACAAGAGAAAAGGAAGAAAGGUUCUACUAAGAAUCGGAAGAAGGGCUCAGUGGCCAAGGCGAAAGAAAAAGCUACUACUGUCAAAAAGGUUACCCCUGCAAAAUCUGUGAAAGUUCAUUCAAAGAAAGUUGCUUCUUCUGAUGAAGAUCAUGGGGUAAAGGAAGAAGAUAGUGAUCGUGUGGAGAGUGAGUCCGAGGAAAAAGUUGAACCCAAGGAGCCUGCAGAAAGCAAAAAAGGUUCGAAGAAGCAGUCAAAGGUCUCUGCAGCCAAGACAAAGGAAAAAGCUACAAAAGCCUCUCCUGCAAAAUCUGUUAAAGGCCCUCCAAAAACUGUUUCAAAGAAGGGUUCUUCGGUUGAUGACAGUGUUUCUGGCCGAACUUCAACUUCCAAAUCUAAGACGUUGAGCAAACCAAAUAAAGAGGCUAAAAAGAAAAGCCAGGAGACUGAGAGUUCAUCGGCCAAAGAGAAGAAGGCACCAAAGAAGCAGGAAACCAAAUCUGGGGCAAAGGUUUCUGCUAAGGAGAAAACUGGAAAAGGAAAGGCUAAGCGUGAGCCCAGCAGAGAAGAGAUGCUGGCUGUUGUUGGCGAUAUUUUAAAAGAAGUGGAUUUCAAUACUGCAACUUUGUCAGAUAUUCUCAGGCAACUAGGGGACCAUUUCAAAAUGGAUCUGAUGCAUAAAAAGGUCGAGGUAAAAAGCAUCAUAGAAGAAGUUAUAAACAACAUGACAGACGACGAAGAAGAUGGAGAGGAAGAGAAUGCCGACGGGGCCAAUGAAGAUCCUGAAGAAGAUGGUGAUAAGGAUGGUGAUGACUAGCUUUCCUGGGAUGGAUUUUCGAUAGUUCUAUAUAUGUGGGUCCUUGUGGCUUUGCAAAUGCAAGGUAUGUAGCUCAGUUUCUCACUAACAAAUCUUUGUAGAGUAGGGAGUGUAGAGUUAAGAAUACCAGCUUCAUAGUGUAGGCGUUGAUUUGGGUCAAGGUAUCUGUCUAUAUAACCUAUUCAGAUGGAUGCUUUUUUGACGGUAUUGUACAAUAGACAUGUUUCUCUCCCCUUCUACAGUGUUGUACAAUAGACAUGUAUCUCUCAUUCUCAAGUAGUUCACUGUUUUUCAGGUCUCUGUCAGGGAGCUUUUUAAAAAAAUCUGUUUACUGGUUUGA
Molecule: messenger RNA, 2389 nt
Organism: Magnolia sinica
Lineage: Eukaryota; Viridiplantae; Streptophyta; Magnoliopsida; Magnoliales; Magnoliaceae
Product: DEK domain-containing chromatin-associated protein 2-like
Exons: 11
Coding region: 211-2049 (612 amino acids)
Biological process (GO): regulation of double-strand break repair; chromatin organization
Cellular component (GO): nucleus
Molecular function (GO): histone binding; DNA binding
Source: RefSeq, a predicted model, not a curated record